Cladophialophora psammophila CBS 110553 is the source of this 1440-nucleotide messenger RNA. RefSeq lists its product as uncharacterized. NCBI's taxonomy places the organism in Eukaryota, Fungi, Ascomycota, Eurotiomycetes, Chaetothyriales, Herpotrichiellaceae. The coding region runs from base 1 to 1440 and encodes 479 amino acids. The record is from RefSeq and is a predicted model, not a curated record. The transcript has 3 exons.
AUGGAUGUUGCGGACCCGCUCAAAUUCGGUAUAGGUAUGGAACAUCCAGCCCUUCAAGACCUGGUCAGGGCGAUCACUACCUCGCCUGCCAUCAAGGAUAACAGAACCCAGACUCCCACUGUUGCCGGCCUUCAACUUCCAAAUCCAUUGGCACAGUUUAGCAUUCCUCUUUGUCCUGCUUUUAUACCUAGCUUAGUUAUCAGGAUGGCUGACAAAGAGGCUCCUGCUUUCUUUCAGAUUUCAUCAGACAAUCAUGCACCAUGGGUCGUGGUAACAGCCUCGGUGUUUCUGAUAUAUUCCAUCAUGGCCGUGGUUUCCAAAGUGGUUUCAAAGCUUCAUCUCACGUUCAUGAAACCAUAUGAUUGGCUGAUUAUCGCAUCAACAAUCACCGCUUUCGUGCAAACCGCUUGCGUUAUCGCUGCAUGCGAGAAUGGUCUAGGACAGCACCGUGAGACCAUCUCCAAGGACACGUUUGCCGCCUUUUCACGAUAUGCGUACGCAGCCCAGAUGCUUUUCGUUAUCGCCUGUGCUUUCGCAAAAGCAUCCGCAAUCUCUUUUAUUUUGGCUAUAGCUCCACAAAUACGGCUUCAACAGUCAUCUUACGUGCUGCUCGGGGUCGUCUCUUGCUGGGCAGUGUCUGCAGUACUUGCUCUGGCUUUCCAGUGUCAACUACCUCACCCCUGGAGGUUUGAAGAGGGGAAAUGCAUUGAUCAAGAGGCGCUCUCUCUCUUCAUAGGCAUUGUCAAUAUCCUGACAGAUCUCGCCUUAGUCGCCAUACCCUCUGCUAUGAUGUGGUGGGUGCAGACAAAUACCGGUAGAAAAUGGCAGGUCGUGGCUUUGUUUGCGUCUAGAAUCAUAGUUCCAAUUUUCGUCGUCUUUCAAUUAGUGGAGUACCACAAAUUCUAUGAGUCCGACGACAGAAGUUGGAAAAUGGUCGGCCCCGCCAUAUGGAAUCAACUGGUCAUGAACCUCUCCAUCCUCACCGCAUGCAUACCAAGUUUGAAAACGGUGCUUGAUAUGUUCAAGUCCGGGACCUCAUUCUUCACGGUGCCAGUCCAGUAUCAGUCGGCAGUGGAUAACAGUUCCCAAGGACUGAGAUCGAAGUUAGCCACCGCCGUUUUUCAGAGAAUCGCAUUGAAGAGAAGUGCCAACAGGAGCCAGAACGACACGGCAUAUUCGUCGAGGGAGUGGCCCACGAAACAGAUGAAAGCCGUCAGUGGCCAACAUUCCGUGCAGAUCUCGAGUAAUGUCAGAAGCAACUCUGACCUGCAGGAUAUUCCCGUGCGCAGCGAGAGCCAGCGAAGUCUGACGGAGAACACGAUCAUGAGGACAGUAGCAUACGAGGUCGGGUAUGAGGAGAUGAUGGCGACACAUCAUGCCGCUGGCUCAGAUGGUCAAUCUCGAGUUUCGAUCAACAGUGAGGCACAGCACUCAUACUAG